GCGGAAGUCAUCAUCGGAAAAAUGGCCGCGCCGUGUCAUGCAUUGUAGCAACGUGAUUUUACCAAUUCCACAUUUUUUAGGCCUUUAAACUAAACAUUACGGUCAAUGUAAUGUAGGAAUUACUGUGAUCUAUGAAAUGCGAAUCGGAUGAUUUUCCUCCGCGGAAAGCUCUAGCAAAUUGUAUUUUGGUGCCAAUUUAGCCGACACUUUCUUCGGAAGCACGGUGAAUUACCCAGCCUGUGUCAGUUCUAGCCCCAUACCUCAUUGCAGAAGGCAAUGGCGUCUUUCAAACCCACGAAAAUCCCAGUGGUCCAGCAGCUUGGAGAGAAAGUCACAGAGGAUACUCGCUAUUGGAAGAGUUUCAAAACCACAGUGCAGGUGAAGGAAUUUGGUGCCAUCUCAAAGAUUGACUUCUCUCCUCUGCCACCUCACAACUAUGCAGUUACUGCUUCAACCAGAGUUCAGAUAUAUGGGCCCCACUCCCAGGAGCCCCAGCGGAGUUUCACUCGCUUCAAAAGCACAGCGUAUGGCGGUUGUUUCCGUGGCGAUGGGCAACUGCUGGUCACUGGUAGCGAGGAGGGUCUGAUCCGUUUGUUUGAUGUAAGCGGGCGUGUGGCCCUCCGCCAGUACUCUGGACACAACAAGGCAGUGAGGGUGACAUCAUUUCUGUCGGAUGGCUUCCGCGUCACAUCGGGCUCUGAUGACCUCACGUGCCGCGUGUGGGAUGUGGCAACGGCGCAGGAACUUCUCUGCUUCAGUGAGCAUACAGACUACAUCCGUGCUCUCGCUACCAGCGUCCGCAACCCUGAUCUCAUCAUCACCGGCGCCUAUGACCACACAGUGCGUGUGUAUGAUGCCCGGCAGGAGAAGUGUGUGAUGAGCAUGGAUCACGGACAGCCUGUGGAGAGUGUGUUACUCUACCCCUCGGAUGGGCUCCUCGUGUCCACAGGUGGGCGUUAUGUGAAGGUUUGGGACAUGCUUAAAGGUGGACAACAGCUUGUGUCUCUGAAGAACCAUCACAAGACAGUCACAUGUGUUUGUAUGAGUGCGCAGUCCAACCGCCUACUCACAGGAUCACUUGACAGGCAUGUGAAGGUGUACAACUCCUCCUAUAAGGUGGUCCACAGCUUUGAAUAUGCUGCUUCAAUUCUCAGUAUGGCCAUUUCACCAGAUGAUGGUGUCCUGGCUGUGGGGAUGACCAAUGGAGUCCUUAGUGUGCGCCACAGGAAGCCGUCAGAGGAGAAACAGGAAGCGGACAGGAAGAGGCGGGGCCCAGCUUACCGAGUGUUUGUCAAAGGCCGAAAUUACAUCCCCAAACAGGAUGACUUCCUGGUGAAGAAGUCUGCUGCCCUGCAGCAUCUCAGCAAACAUGACAAAAACCUCAAGAGCUUCGCUGUGUCCAAAGCACUCAACUCUGCACUGGAGCUGUCGUUACGCAAAAACAAGCCCGAGGUGUGUGUAGGUGUGCUGCUGGAACUAGAGCGGAGAGGAACCCUGCAGAACGCUUUGUCAGGCCGAGAUGAGCAGAGCCUCGUUUCCCUGCAAAAGUUUCUGCUCAGGUUCAUCACUGAUCCACAGUUUUCUCCCAUUCUGCUCAAAGUGGCUGACAUGCUCAUAGACAUCUACCAGUCGGUGGUGUGUGAGUCUGCGGUGGUGGAGCGCUAUUUCCAGGAGCUGCUGGACUGUGUGUCGCGGGAGGUUGACUACGAGCGGGACCUGAUGCAGGUGCUGGGGAUGCUGGACACUCUCUUCGCCUCCUCGACGCCACGCUCCAGAGCCACAACCUCCAUCAGCCCUGUCUCGCUCAUGGCCACACCCGUAACCACACCGCAAGGGACAGAGCCCCAAAUGCAGCCCGCAUGACGGACCAUGAUCCUCUCUGCCCUGGUCAUGUGACCACACUGUGGACUUUGAGUGAGAGAGAGAGGCAGGGAGAGUGUGAUGCCAUGGCAACUGAGGAAAUCUGAGAAGGGUGGAGUCAAGAGGAUUGGCUUUGCUAUUGUAUGGUCAUGCUGCCCUAUAAUGCCUACAAUUGUACAUGUGUAUGUAUAUGUGUACAUGCAGACGUUUGUGUGUGUGUGCGUGUACAUGGUUAGUUUUUCUAAAAAUAAAUCCAGUUCUUUCUCA
Alosa alosa (allis shad) is the source of this 2127-nucleotide messenger RNA. RefSeq names its product UTP15 small subunit processome component (gene utp15). Gene Ontology annotation, cellular component: nucleolus. The transcript has 13 exons. The coding region runs from base 277 to 1863 and encodes 528 amino acids. NCBI's taxonomy places the organism in Eukaryota, Metazoa, Chordata, Actinopteri, Clupeiformes, Clupeidae. The record is from RefSeq and is a predicted model, not a curated record. Gene Ontology annotation, biological process: rRNA processing; positive regulation of transcription by RNA polymerase I. Gene Ontology annotation, molecular function: protein binding.